AUGUCAACUCCUCCUGGUGGUCAAAGAACUGUAGCUAAAAGAGCUAAGGCUCAAGCUUCUAAGGGCAAAGCUGAUGCUAAACAACCAGAAAACCAACAAGGUGGCAACUCCAUAUUGAAAAUUUAUUCAGAUGAGGCUAAUGGUUUAAGAGUUGAUCCAUUGGUUAUUAUAUUUCUAGCAGUUGGUUUCAUCUUCUCUGUUGUCGCCUUGCAUAUUAUUGCUAAAUUUACAAGCAAGAUCUUUUAA
Messenger RNA from Tetrapisispora phaffii CBS 4417, 246 nucleotides. RefSeq names its product Arf family guanine nucleotide exchange factor SBH1 (gene SBH1). Gene Ontology annotation, biological process: intracellular protein transport. The record is from RefSeq and is a predicted model, not a curated record. Lineage: Eukaryota; Fungi; Ascomycota; Saccharomycetes; Saccharomycetales; Saccharomycetaceae. Gene Ontology annotation, cellular component: Sec61 translocon complex. The transcript has a single exon. The coding region runs from base 1 to 246 and encodes 81 amino acids.